Molecule: messenger RNA, 1076 nt
Organism: Phytophthora nicotianae INRA-310
Lineage: Eukaryota; Oomycota; Peronosporomycetes; Peronosporales; Peronosporaceae
Exons: 1
Coding region: 217-969 (250 amino acids)
Source: RefSeq, a predicted model, not a curated record
GAGCAGGCGUUCGAGGUGCUGGUCUUCUUUCUGGGGGCCCCGUGGACACUGUGGACGGUAUGGAGAGAGCUGCUCCGCCACGUUCCCUACGGGACGGUUGGCAAUGCAGUACAAACUUACUUCUACGGCGAGUAUCUGUGGCUGGGGCGUGAUGGCUCACGGACACUACAAAAAGUCGAAGGAGGGCACGUGCGUUCAGGCCGCUCAGGUGUCAUAAUGGUUCGCCUAUCACAUGCACUGACGGAUCCUGUAUUAUUCCCUCUUUUUCUUACGAAGCUGUACUUCCCUGAGCUCGUUAGACAGCUAAACAUGCAAAGAGGACGGCACACUUUGGCAUAUAUGGAUUUAUGGCGGCCAUCGCAUCGACACCCGCGCGUUACUUAUGGGCCUUUUCCGGAAGGAGCGUCAGGAAUCUACUUUGUACAUGCAAAUACGGCCACGGCUUUUACCGAGGGUCGGUAUGCCGGGCCGUAUUUUCUCGUAUAUAUCGGUCGCAGUGGGAAUAUGGACGCUCGACUUGGAGCUCACAAUAAGGUUACAUCGUUCCUCAGCGACCAUGGAGAUCUGGUGCCUCUCUUCUCGGUGGUGAUUCACUCUUCCUUCAUUACCAAGGCCGAGAGCGACAUGCACUUCGUUAUGACGCGACUUGGCUUUCACUAUACUACAAUUAAGGAGAACCACGGGAGGUCGUUCUCCUUGUAUAAGUUCAACAAAAAGUCUAUUGAUCUACUUCAUGAUAUUAUAGGAAGACUUGGAGAAACGUUUCCUGCGACGGCUCCACCACCGAGGAGGACCCUGGCGCCGAUCGACCUUUUCGCCACAAGGAGCCCAGAUGACUUUGAGAUGGAUGUGGACAGUGCUUUCGGUGUGGACGACCCUUAUCCGGCUCCUGAUGACUCGGAAGUAGAGGACACUUUGCCUGAUGUUUCGCCAACUCGGCGCCUGACUAUGAGGGAUCUCCUCAACUAGUUUACUGACCAUGAGGGCUUGUGAAGCAUCUCCAGACUUCCGUCGACAAAGCUAUCAAAUUGCUUUACCAACCAGUCUCACUAACAGCACUUAACGGGCAGAUGGGU